AUGUCAGGACAUGGUAAAGUGUCAUCUGUUGGUGGUAAAGGUGACCGGUCAGCAGGUGGGGGUGCUGGAGGAAGGAUUGCCAUCCAUACCUGGGAUUCAAACCUCUACAAGGGGGAGUUGCUGGCCUAUGGUUCAGGUGGUACCACUGAUGGUGAUGUAGGGGGGCCUGGCACAGUCUUUGUAGAAGAUAAGCUGGAUGCUUACACAUACCAGAGCAGGCUAUACAUAGAUGGACGAAACUUGAAGGUACCUAAACCCCUGGUGAUAAAUGAAAUAAACCCCAGACAUAUUAAACAGGCAGCCGAUGGUUUACAAACGUCAAACAAUGCUCAACUUGACUUUGAGCAUGUUAUGCUCAGUCAACGUGCCAUGUUAGAAAUAGGUCCAGGAAAAGAUAAUAUCACUACUGUGAACAUUGACCUAAUGAUGGGAGAUAGGACAGGAUAUUUACACAUGAAAGGUGGACAAACAUCAUACCUGGAAUAUUCUCAAUACUCUAUUCUACGAUCAACACCACCAGUUAACUUCCAAAUAGAUCAAGGGUCACAGAUCUGGUUGUCUUCAGAUUUCAAGGUCAUUGGAAAUCAUGUUCCUGCCUUCCAGCUUGAUGGUUUGUUAAUUGGUGUUUUAAAUCUAACUCUAGAAGAGGACCGGAAAAUGUACAUUUCUGACUCGGCAUCGAAUGGAAGAAUUAUCAACGGGAAGCUAGAAACAUUUGAAAAUGGAGUCCUAGGCAUAGGAAGACUUGCAAUGCAAGCAGACUCACUUAUCAGACAUGAUGACUAUUUCAACUUUGAGGCUUCAGAUAUUCACAUGAGGUACAAUUCUAAAAUCCUCGCAAAGAGAAUAACUGUUAUAGCAGGCAAUAUUCAUAUGGAAGGAGAGGCCACCUUUGAUACUACAGGACGUGGAGGAGAAGGAACUGUAGAAAAUACACAAGGAGGUGAAAUCAAUGUGAAGUAUGCGGCCGAUCUAACUACUGUAGUUAGCAGUGUGGGUCUAGGUGCUGGUCAUGGCGGUUAUGGUGGUGGGGCUGAUCAUGAUAAUUACAACUCUGGUAAACCAUAUGGGUCUUACAGUAAGCCACAUCACACCGGAAGCAGAGGUGGUGGGUUUAAGCCUGGCAUGGGAGGAAGUCGCAUUGAUGUUAAAGUAUCUAAAGGUUUCCAUCUAGACGGGAAUGUUGUAAACCUUGGUGGAGCAGCAACUGGCUUGAACAGUGGAGGUGGAAGUGGUGGUAGUGUGCUUGUUGUCACACAAAACUUCUCAGGGCAUGGUCUCAUCGAUGUAACAGGAGGUAGUGGGUUUGGAACAGGAUAUGGGGGUGCUGGAGGAAGGGUAGCUGUACAUGUUAAAUGGUUCAGGGAGUACACAGGAGAUUUAAUAGCCUAUGGUGGUUAUGCUGGGAGUGAUGUUGACAAAACAGAUGAAACAAGACAUGGGGCUGCUGGAACAGUAUAUACCACUGACUCUAAUGAUGUUGGACUUGAUAAAAAGGAAGUGACCAAAGUAAAUGGUACUGAAACAUUCCUUGAUGGUUACACUUACCUUUUGAUAGAUAACAGUAAUAGAAACAAGAUUCUAGGAACCAUGGUGAUGAUGGAUGAAGGACAAAAACCAUACAAGUUUGAAUUUAAUGAAGUUGAUGCUGUAAAUCAUGCAGUAUUAUGGAUUGAUGGCGAUGAUUCAGAACUAACAGUUCACAAGUUUAAUGGAGAUAGAACUGGUUUAAUGCAUCUAAUUGGACAUCAGAAAGUUUACUCGGAAUACGAGGAGUCUACACCUGGUUACACAGUUGCCCCAGUGAGCUACAAGAUUGAAAAAGAUGCAGAGAUAAUAUUACCAUCAACUACAAUUAUUCUAGGAACACGGUCAGACAUGAAUGGUCUCAUGACUAUGGUACAAAAUCUCACAAUUGCUGAAGGGGCAAAUUGUAAGUUCACUUCUACCUCCAGAACUGCUCUUAUUGAAGCAGGCAAAUAUGUUCAUGAGACAAAACCAGGAAACAUAAGUCUGAGUCAUCUUACAAUACAGCGAGGCUCAGAAGUGACUUUCACAGAGAAUCCUGGACUUAAUCUUGUUCUUAAUCUCAUUAAACUUAGCAUUAAGUAUGAGGGACUAAUGUGGAUGAAUAAGGGUACUAUCUUUUCAGCAAAUGGUGUAGUCGAAAGUCUUGGCUUGCUAAACAUAGAUUUUCAGGGUCAUAGUGCAGCGAAUGGCAUUGGAGCUGGGGGUAGUAGUGGUAGCAAUGGUCAUGGUGGGGCUCAUGGAGGUCAUGGUGGUGCCCCAGAACCUGUUAAUCCUGAAAUGGUAAAGGAAAAGCCACAUGAUUCAGUUUACAGACCAACUCAUCCUGGAAGUGGAGGAGGUAAUGGUAAUGGAGAAGGUGGAAGAGGUGGUGGUUAUCUUAGAUGGGAAAUUGGAGAAACGCUUUGGAUUGAUGGAGAAAUUUCACUUGAAGGGGAAGCUGGUAAAAGUGGUAAUGGUGGAGGAGGAAGUGGUGGUGGGAUAUUUAUAGAAACUAUGAACUUCACUGGAUUCGGUCAUGUAGACUGUCAUGGAGGUGCAGGAAAGGGAAAUGGUGGUGGUGGAUCUGGUGGGAGGAUUGCUGUGCAUAUUAAUUUCUCAAAUCGUUUUAUUGGCAGGCUGAAUGUGGUUGGAGGACGAGGAAGUGGAAGUUUACCAUCUGGGGCAGCUGGCACAGUAUAUCUACAAGAAAAUGCUAGAGGACUACAAUAUGAAGAUAUUAAGUAUGAUAAUGUUACUGGAAAGGAAAUCAUUACAGCGGAACAUGGUAGGUUGGAAAUAAAUAAUGAUGAUUUGGACAGUCAUCUGUAUGUAGACCACAAAGAACCAUGGCUGUACACAGUGCUGUUUGAAGAAGCAGAUAAAGAAUAUGAAUUUGAUGAAGCAAUGCUUGAAGGUCAUUCUAACCUCUUGAUUGAGUAUCCAAUUGGUACAAAUGAAAGAGACCGUUAUGCAGUUGAAGUUUGGAUACAUCUUUUCCAUGGUGACAGAACUGGAGUGGUGAGAAUAAGGGAAGGGCAAAGGUUAUAUGUAGAGAUUGUUGAAUCAGUUUCUAACGAAACAAUAGCACCAUGUAGCUUUAGAAUUGAUAAUGGUUCCGAAAUUUUUCUGCCUACCACAACUAAUCUUCUUGGAAGUAGAACUGUUAUGGCAGGUAAAAUAACAGGUGUUGAGGAUAUGAUGAUCCGAGGCGGCUCAAGCUUGUUUAUGGCAACAGGCCAAACAGCUCGUAUGGAAAACAGAGAAUAUGUAAUGGAGACUGAACAUGGAAACUUCACAUUUGGAAUACUAAGAGUAAUGGCUGGAGCAGUAGCUAGGUUUAGAGACAUAAAAAAAGUUUGUGUAAUAAAUGUGGCAGAAUUCUAUGUGAAAUACCAAGCACUGCUUUACAUGAACUUUGUAAAGGUUAUUUCUGCAUACGGGCACAUUGAAAGCAAAGGUGAACUAAAUAUGUUUGGUGUUGGAUAUACACCAGAAACUGGUCCUGGUGCAGGUUUCACACUAUCAGAUGGGACAGGUCUAGGUGCUGGGCAUGGAGGCUACGGUGGGGGUCCAGACCCCAAUUUUGGUGGAUACCCGUACAACUCCCACAAAACACCUCUUGAAGCAGGAAGUGGCGGAGGCAAUGGGGGUGGUGUUGGGGGAUCAGGAGGAGGAUAUUUAGAAUGGGAUGCUGGUGACUUGAUAGAAAUCAAUGGAUAUUUGACUGUGGCAGGUUCUAAUGGAGUUGGUGGGAAUGCUGGUGGUGGUAGUGGUGGGAGCAUUUUAAUGUAUGCAACAAAUAUAACAGGACAUGGGAUAAUGGCGGUUAAUGGAGGAAAUGGUAUAGGGAAAGGUGGUGGAGGUUCAGGUGGAAGAAUAUCAAUCAGAUGUGAAAUGCGUUACUCCUAUGGUGGUCAGUAUCUUAAUUACGGGGGAGAUGGUUCUGGAAGUUACAGAAGUAAACAUGCUGGUGCCUCAGGUACUACUUACAAAGAAGAGAACUUGAGAGAACUUGAAUAUCGUCAUAAGAAGUAUGACCCAGUGCACAAUACCACUUUUCUUGAUGUAGACCACAAAAUGAUUCAUUCUGAUAAUCGUCUGAAGUACAGCCCUGCCCCUACAUUAAUACAGGACCCUCCAAUGAAAUGCUAUGAGUUUGAUGAAAUGGAAAUCACAGGUUCGACAGUCACAUGGAUAUACAAUUGCUCAAUACCAGUUCCAACCGGAUCUACUUUCACCUGGAUAGAAUAUUGCUCAGGUGAUGUUCCAAGUGUAAAUGAGUCUUUAUACAACUGCUCUAAUACAUACUUUGUAGAACUUGUAGCUCAUAAAUUCAUAGGAGACAAAACUGGUACUCUACACGUUAGGGAAUAUCAAAGAGCAUGGGUAGAAUACAUUGAAUCUAUCUCCAACAUUACAGAGGCUCCUGUAAGUUACAUUAUUUAUGAUAAUUCAGAAAUUGUUUUUCCAUCUGAAGUACAUAUUCAUGGAACAAAUAGCACAUUUGCUGGUCUUAUAACUGGAGUGCAUAGUUUAUAUAUUGAAGAUGCUGCAAGAGCUGAAUUCAAAAGUACAGGAAACACAUCAUUCCUUGAAAAUGGAGAACAUUUCAGAGCUACAAAUCCUAGUCAUUUUGCAUGGGAUCAACUACACAUUAAAAGAAAUGGAUAUGCUGGAUUUUUAGAUAUUGAAGAGUUCAGUUUAGAAAUUAGUGAAAUCAAGGUCAAAUAUCAAGGAAAUCUAUACAUGAAUGCUGCAAAAAUUAAUAGCACUUACUCAUGGAUUGAAAGUGAAGGUGUAUUCCAUCUAAAUGGACAUGGGUCAGCUGCAGAGGCAGGGUUUGGUGGUGGUUUUACCAGGUCUGGUGUAGGAUAUGGUGGUGCUCAUGGCGGUUACGGUGGUGGACCUGAUCCUACAAUUGCACCUCAUCCAUAUGGCAGCAUCUUGAUACCGAAAAAGGAUGGCAGUGGUGGUGGAAAUGGUGGAGGAAAAGGCGGUAGUGGUGGAGGAGUUUUACACUGGAUAAAUAGCCAUUACUUUGAACUGCAUGGUCUACUUGCUCUACAGGGAACCAAUGGAAUAGGAAAUAAUGCAGGGGGAGGCAGUGGUGGUUCCCUGCUCAUUGAGACAAUGAACUUUACUGGACAUGGGAUAAUUGAUACAGCAGGUGGGGAUGGUUCUGGUAAAGGGGGCGGAGGUUCAGGUGGCAGAGCUGCUAUACAUUGUGAAUGGAGAUAUUGGUAUGGUGGUUCAUUUUUGAAUGAAGGUGGUAUAGGUGGUACCAUAGAUACCAAGCACAGUCAUGCAGGGGCAGCAGGCACAACUUAUGUGAAAAACAAUAGGAGACCUUUAGAGUACAGGAUACUAAAAUACAUGAAAGGAUCAAAUAUCACUUACUUUGAGGUCGAUCACAGAUACUUACACAUGGAUAAUAAGGGCAUUAAGUCUCCAGUACCUACCAUGGUAAUGGAAAAUGAAACAGCUGUAUAUGAACUAGAUGAAAUGCAAGUUGAUGGAUUCGUAAGGGUAUUAUUUUAUCACCCUGAAAACAACAUUGUCAAUGUUACCAUACACAGAUUUAUUGGGGAUCGCUCAGGCCAAGUUCACAUCAGAUCAAAACAAAUAAUAUACAUAGAAUAUGUGGAAUCAGAAACAAAUGUCACCGAAGCUCCUGUAAGUUACAUUAUAGAUCAGGGAGCUGAAGUUAUCUUUCCAACAGAAGUUCAUAUGCAAGGGAUUAACACUACCCUUAAUGGCCUGAUAGUAGGCGUGCACCAUUUAUAUAUCGAGGAUGGAUGUACACUUACUGUACUCAGUGAGGCUACAACUGCUCAACUUCAAGAUGAAGAGUAUAUUGAUGUCACAAAGCCUGCAAGUUUAGUCUUGAAGGUAAAGGUUUUAAAGCUGAAGAUGGACCUGGAAAAGGUAUUGGGAAUAUGGGAGGAAGUUAUGGUGGAGUUGGAGGUGGUGCUGAUGACUACAAAGCUUAUGGUUCAGUGUUUGAUCCUAUUAAUCUUGGCAGUGGUGGUGGCGGUAUUUCCACAGGAGGAUCUGGAGGAGGCUUCGUUGAACUUUACGAUAGGAAAGUCAUUCCAUAUUGAUGGCAUUGUGGAUGCAUAUGGACAAGAUGCCAGUAGUAACGGAGGUGGUGGUAGUGGUGGAACAAUCUUCAUAAAGGCCUACAACAUGUCAGGUUAUGGCACAUUGGAUGUUUCAGGGGGAGAUGGUAGUGGAACAGGAUAUGGCGGAAGUGGAGGUAGAAUUGCUGCUCAUAUAGAAAGUUUUAAUCUAUAUGCUGGUAAAUAUCUCUCGCAUGGAGGCACAAGUGGCAAAAAUGAUGCACAAAAUGCAGGUGGUCCAGGAACAAUAUACAAGUUUGAGUCAAAUAGAGGUCCACAAUAUCGUGAACUUAAAUACAAUCCUAGACUAAACAGAACUUUAAUAGAACCAGAACACAGAAAACUUACUGUUGAGAAUUUUAACUUGAAAACUACCAACCCAGCUGUUGUCAUGGAGACAGAUAGUAUGUAUUAUGAGUUUGAAGAAGUACAAGUAGAAGGUUACAGCUAUGUUCAUUUUUACCAUCCUCGCACUGUUCACGUUGUACAGGUGAAAAUUCACGAGUUAACAGGCAACAAACAGGGCAUGAUUAGGGUACAAAAUAAUCAACAGUUGAUGAUACAUUAUGUAGAAUCCACUCAUACGUAUCUGGAUACUCCAUGUGGUUUCCAUGUCGACAAAGAUGGUGAAAUAAUUCUGCCUUCUACAGUUGUCAUGCUAACAGAGAAAACCAUCCUCGGCGGAACGAUGAUCAACGUUGAGGAACUAAUAAUUGAAAGGAAUGCUGAAUUUAUUAUUGAUAAUGAUGCCUCUACUCUAGCUGUUACAGAUUUUAAGUUUGGAAUAUUGCAAACACCUACUCCUGGUAUAUUUGAUGUUGCUAUAAUAUCAAUAAACUAUAAAGGUUUAUUUACAACAAAUAUGAAUCCCUAUCAUGUAACGAUAAUGUCAGGACUGUUGACUGUACGUAAUGGUGGAAAACUAGCAGCAAAAACUCAAAGGGUUACCUUGGAAACAGCAGAUCUAGAUGUGGAAUAUGGAGGACUUAUUGAUGGCACAGGUCAAGGAUAUGAGAAAGCUAUAGGACCUGGGAAAGGAGUUGCAAGUUCUUAUGAUGCUAGUGGAGGCGGGCUUGCCAGUAAAGGUGGCAGUAGCCAACAUGGGGCAGUAGGAGGAUCAUACUAUGGAACAACAAACUGUGAUGGGUUUCAUUAUGGCAGUGGAGGUGGUGGUGAACAUGGGGGUGCAGGAGGAAGUUACAUAGAAAUCAAUGCUGGGACUCGACUAACACUGUAUGGUACCAUAUCUGUGAAUGGAGAAGCUGGUCUAGCUGGUAAUUAUAGAGGUGGUGGUGGAAGUGGUGGUACAAUCAAGGUCAAGGCUAGUACACUUGUAGGACGAGGAAUCUUCUCAAGCAUUGGUGGUUCUGCAUCAACUGGAAAAUACAAUAAUGUAAUUGUUGGAAAUGGUGGGGGAUCAGGAGGUAGAAUCUGUGCGUAUCUCUUAGAGUCUCUAAGAUUCCUAGGCUCAUUUAUCGCUCUCGGUGGAAAUAGCGCCACCUAUCAUGGCUCACCAGGAACAGUAUGGAUAAAAUCUACAACAGGGUCAGAUGUAACAACUCACCUGUGGGUUGACAAUGGAAUGAGGUCUUUAGACUGUGGGAAAUAUCCUGUUUAUAUUGAUGAAACCAGCAUAAAUCACUUCCAUCCUAUGAGACAAGCAUGUGUUUAUCCUACAAAGGACACCAUAGUUGAACACAUAGGUGGAGAUGGUACAGGUGCACUUAGAAUUAAUACUGGAGUCACACUGGAUAUUGCUCAAGAUAAAAUGCUCACAUACAUACAGUCUUCCCUGUACAUAUAUGGAACAGUGAACUUUCCCACUACAACAUAUAUUGAACAGUAUGUCCAUAAUGAAGGUUAUAUUGUUGGGGUUGGACACUGGUAUUCUCGCGGUCAUACAUAUUUAAUGGCAAAUGGGCAGUCCAGUUGUUCUAUAGUAGCCCCACAUGCUGGAAACUAUCACUUCCUUACAUUUACUACCAUGUAUGGUGGGUAUUUCAGCUUAGUUGAUUCCAAUAAUCAGUACAAUGUAAACAGAAGCAUUGCAGUAUUCACUGACGUAUUUCGUAUGGAAGGUACUGCUCAUGGAUAUAUUGAGAAAUCUGGAAAUGUAAUGGGUAGGGUAUUAGAAUUUGCAAAACGGGCUAAAAUAGAUGGGAAUGCAAGAGGUUAUACAGCAAAAUCUGGGUCAGGUGCAGGAUGUUCCAGUGGCUGUGGCUCUGGUGGUGGGCAUGGAGGGAGUGGUGGAAGUUGUUCCAAUGAGUGUGGUUCAGAUUGCAGUGGAGGAGGAGCAUAUGACAGCACAGUUUUACCAUCUUUGUCAGGCAGUGGUGGGGGAUCUUGUUCCCAUACCUCAGGUGGUACUGGUGGUUCUGCAGUAAGACUGGUACAUACCUUUAGUGUUGUAGAAGGCACUCUAACAAUGAAUGGCGGUCACGGUUCAGGUGGUAGUGGAGGAGGGGCAGGAGGAUCUAUUUGGCUUGAUGGGGAUAUUGUUGCCGGUUGGGGAUCAUUUCAUGCAAAUGGGGGUUCAGCUGGUAGUGAUAGAUGUUCGUCACAUUGGUCACAUUGGCACCGAGGAGGGGGAGGAGCUGGUGGGAGAGUUAGAACAUGGGGAUCAGAAUACACCAGUAAGGUUCUACUUCAACAGAGAUCUGUAUCAGGUGGAACUGGAGCCAAGGCACAUGGUUCAGGCGGAUCAACAUACAGAUAUCACGGUGCCGCAUGUAGUGGACAUGGAACAUGGAAAGGAUCAUCAUGUCAGUGUUAUGAUGGGUAUGUAGGUCACGACUGCCAGUUUUCCUGCCACAAUGUUAAUACAUGUGGUGCCCAUGGUGUCUGUAAUAAUGAAGGAAAGUGUAACUGUACCACUGGUUAUGUUGGAGAACGUUGUGAAAGCCAAUGUCACAGAGAUACAGAUUGUAAUGGACACGGGGAAUGCUCCCCUUGCGGAACAUGCAUAUGUCAUCCUUGUUUCUCUGGCCCAGACUGCUCAAUCGAGUGUAGCAAAUCGGGAUCAUGCAUAGCAGAUCAAUGUGUUUGCGAUGACUGCCAUCUUGGAGUAUUGUGUGAAUCAGAAUGCAACAAUCAUGGAACAUGUAACACUACAACCAAUGCCUGUAUAUGUGAUGCAAAUUGGGGUGGAAAAAAGUGUACAAAUAAAGGAUGUCCUGGAGAAGAUCUUAACUGUAAUGGACAUGGUAUUUGUAACUCAGGGACAGGUGAAUGCUUCUGUGACAAUGGAUGGAGAGGAGCUGAUUGUGGUGACCCAGAUUGCCCAGGAGAGCCUAACUGUCAUGGCCGUGGAUUCUGUAACAAGCUUUUUAAUCCCCCUAUCUGUACUGACUGUGACCAAUACUGGAUGGGUACAGGUUGUGGAGAUGUUUGCAAGUAUGGAACACCUAUACAAGAUAACACUGUGUGUAACUGUUCUAAAACAUGUUACCAUGGUAAAGGAUGUGACAUAGAAUGUUCUGGUCAUGGUGUUUGCAGUUCUGACGGUUCAGGAGACUGUUAUUGUGACCCACUAAAAGGAUGGGAUGGCACUUACUGUGAAAUACCCGGGUGCCCGAGACAUCCUGUUACAAAUGUUGAAUGCAGUAAGCGUGGCAACUGUGACUCUGAGAAACGUGAGUGUAUGUGUGAUGCUGGUUGGGAAGGUGCUGCCUGUCACAUAGGUGACUGUCCAGGUCAUCCAAACUGCUUCAGUCGUGGAAUAUGUGAUGAAACGACAAGUCCGCCAAGAUGUGUAAGCUGCCAUGAAAACUGGAUGGGACCAGCUUGCAAUGAUCCAUGUCUCCAUGGUAAACAAGAGCCCAUGGAUAGCGGAAUAUGUGUCUGUGAGGAGGGAUAUACUGGUGUCGGAUGCGAUUCAGAAUGCUCAGAGCAUGGUAAAAUCAGCAGUGUCACGGGAAAAUGUAACUGUACAUAUCAUUUGGGCUGGAAAGGAAGUGUGUGUAAUAUACCAGGAUGUCCAGGAUUGAAUGGUCAAGACUGCAGUGGUAGAGGAGGUUGUGACAGCGCUUCAGCCACUUGCACAUGUGACAAAGGCUGGCUUGGUAUAGGGUGUGAGUAUACAGAUUGUCCGGGAGAACCAGAUUGUAACGACCAUGGCAAAUGUAGCGAUGCAACAGAUCCUCCACAAUGCUUCUGUUCUGAUGGCUGGUUUGGUGAAGCAUGCCAGGAACCUUGCGUUAAUGGACAGAUGAAUCCUGUUGGAAGUCAAAAUUGUGAAUGUGAUCCUGGUUGGGCUGGUCUCAAUUGUGAUUCUGAGUGUUCAGAAAAUGGUAAAAUUAUCAAUGGAAAGUGUAAAUGUGACUUUGGCUGGUGGGGUAAAGUGUGCAAUAUUCCAGGCUGUCCUGGUGUUAAUAAAAGUUGCACGGGUCACGGAGACUGUAACUCUGCUGCACACACAUGCACGUGCUACAGUGGAUGGACUGGUAUUAAAGACAGCAUGGGAUAUGUUGACCCACUAACAAAUGGUUGCGAUAUCCCAGAUUGUCCUGGCGAACCUGACUGCAACGGUGAAGGAAUCUGUGACCAUACGUUAUUCACUCCAAAGUGUAAAAACUGCAGCAAAGGAUGGAUGGGCGAGGCCUGUGAAGACAUUUGUGAUGCUGUACACGGUGAACAAAAACCUAUGAAUAGUGGAUUCUGUGAAUGUGACAGCUGUUACUCUGGGAAAGGUUGUAAUCUUGAAUGUAACCGGAAUGGUAAGUGUGACAACGGCACUUGUGAAUGUGACGUAGGCUGGAGAGGCUCGAAAUGUGAAGUACCAGGAUGUCCCGGCAUUGGUAAAGAUUGCACUGGUCAUGGUUCAUGCAACUCAGCUUUACACCAAUGUGCAUGCCAACCAGGGUGGACAGGGGAUGGCUGUGAAAUACCAGAUUGUGGAGAUGGAGCAUGUUUCAUUAAGGAGGGUCGAGGACGAUGUGAUGGUUCAAGUGGAGAUCCUAUUUGUGUCUGUAACACUGAAAAUGGUUGGUUUGGACCAGACUGUAACAAGAAAUGUGAGAACGGUACAGUUGUAAUGAACAGUUUGGGUGGAGAAUGUGUUUGUGACCCAUGCUAUAAUGGAGAUAGGUGUCAACUAGAGUGUUCUAGUCAUGGUGUAUGUGAUCCAACUGGCAAACACUGCAUCUGCUUUGAUCAACCAAAGAAAGCAUAUAGAGGAGUUCUGUGUGAAGACGAUGGUUGUCCGGGAUCAGAUAGGGCCUGUGACCAACAUGGAUCCUGUAUCAAUAUGGAAUGUGUCUGUAACAGUGGCUGGAAAGGAGAUGACUGUAACACUCCUAAAUGUCCAGAAGACUGUAACGAACGAGGAACUUGUGUAUUUGAUAAAGAAUUGGAAUCUGGUGUAUGUGUUUGUAAUGAGGACUGGGUAGGGGAUAGAUGUAAUUUUCCGUGUCAAAAUGGUACAAACCAUGGUGAUGGUAUCUGUAAAUGUCAUAGGACAUGCGAUACAGGUAUAUCAUGUCACAUGACAUGUAAUAAUCAUGGUGUCUGCAAUGAAAAUGGUGGAUGCAUCUGUAAUUUCAAUCUGGGAUAUAAAGGUGAACAGUGUGAUGAGAUAGGAUGUCCAGGCUGGCCUGAUAACUGUAUGGGACAUGGAACCUGUAAUAAAGCUAUAAACCAGUGUGAUUGUGAACAGGGUUGGAAAGGCAAUGGUUGUCAUAUACCUGACUGUGAUUGUAACGAUGUGAAUGCAAAAUGUGAACAGAGAGAGGGUGACGAGAAACCAAGAUGCUAUGAUUGUGCACCACCUUACAUAGGGGAUAAAUGCCAGUAUAGAUGCUAUAACGGAACUGAGAAUCCAGGAGAUUUCCGCUGUAUAUGUGACAAGUGUUUUGCUGGUGUUGAAUGUGACAAACUAUGUAACAACCAUGGAACUUGCACUUCUGAAGGAACAUGUGAUUGUGGAUUUGAAGGAUACAGAGGUGACUUUUGUGAGAGAAAAGAAUGUCCAGGGCAUGGUGUCUCGUGUUCAGGUCAUGGUACUUGUAAUCCAUCUACAGGAAUUUGUUCCUGCGAGCCUGGCUGGACAGGAACAGGUUGCCAUAUUACCAAAUGUGAGAAAGAUUGCAGUGCUCAUGGUGUAUGUUUGCCACUCGACAAGCCUGUUUGUAACUGUACCAGUGGAUAUUUCGGUGCAGGGUGCGAGCAUUAUUGCGACAAUGGAAACGUCUUCACACCCAACUCAGACGAUUUAACUACGCAAUAUUGCAAGUGCGACUCUUGCUACACAGGGAUAGAGUGUAGUGAAGAAUGCUCCAAACGUGGUCAUUGUGUAAAUGGAACAUGUGAUUGCGGGACAACUGGUUGGAAGGGAGAUAAAUGUGAAAGAGCGGGCUGUCCAGGAAAAUAUGGCCGUGAUUGCUCUGGUCAUGGAAGCUGUUUAACAGAGUCAAAUUUUGAUAUAGGAACAUGUACAUGUGAGACAUACUGGAUAGGGGAAGGCUGCUGGACUGCUGAAUGUCCAAACAACUGCUCGGGACAUGGUCAGUGUAAUGACACAGUUGAUGUCCCAUUCUGUACCAACUGUGAACAAGGCUGGAUCGGACCAGAAUGUAACACUAGAUGCUAUGGCAUACAGGAACCAAUGGAUAGUGGUAACUGCGUGUGUGAAAGCAAGUGUCAGAGCCCUGCUGAUAACUGUUAUUCUACAUGUAAUAACCAUGGUAUUUGUGACAAUAAAACCCAAACAUGCCAAUGUCACGAUGGCACCGGAUAUAACCCAACAGGACACUGGGGAGAACUGUGUGAGCAGAAGCAAUGUCCUGGCGUCGGACAAUCUUGUAGUGGUCAUGGAAAAUGCAUACACGGAAAAUGUAGCUGUUAUGAGGGCUGGACAAUAAAUUCAACAUCAUGUCAUGUGCCAGACUGCCCUGGCACACCAGAUUGUAGUGGCAAAGGUUCAUGUGAUGCCAGUGGGGAAAGCCCUAGCUGUAAAUGUAACAAAGGUUACAUGGGCCGAGAAUGUCAGUAUGAAUGUGUUCAUGGUACAGCACAGGAGGACAACACAUGUCUGUGUGAUCCCUGUUAUACUGGGGCAGCUUGUAAACAGAUAUGUGGAAAUCAUGGGCAAUGUGAAAAUGGGACAUGUGUCUGUAAUUCAGGAUAUUGGGGAAAGUCAUGUGAGACACAGGGUUGCCCAGGUACAGGAGAAAGUUGUUCUGGACAUGGAAUAUGUAAUAUAGGGGAACAGACAUGUACGUGUAACAUUGGAUGGACUUCUGCAGGUUGUGACGUCUUUAACUGUCCCGGUACACCAGACUGUAGCAGUAAAGGUGACUGUGAUGGAAAUAACUACUGGCCACCUAGAUGUGUUAAUUGCACCGACUCAAUGGGACCAGAAUGUCAAUAUGAUUGUAUACAUGGUGUAGAGUCUCCACCUUUCUCCUCUUUCUGCAAGUGUGACCCAUGCUAUGAUGAUUCUGCCUGUAAUAUUGAAUGUAAUGGUGUAGGAACUUGCUCAACUAAUGGUAAUGGAACAAAGUCUUGCAACUGUUCCGAAGGUUAUAAGGGAGAUUUUUGUGAACAACUAGAUUGUCCAGGAGAGCCAGACUGCAGUAAGUAUGGAACGUGUACAAGAAAUGAAGAGUUGGGUGUAUCUAGAUGUAUCUGUGAUCCUGGUUACCAAAGUGAUGACUGCUCUCAAUUUGUAUGUCCAGGACCCCAAGAUAACUUCUGCAAUGGAAACGGUGAAUGUCUGCUACUACCUGAAGAGACUGCCCCAAAAUGUGUAUGUAACCACGGUUUCACUGGAACUGCUUGCGAUUCUUGUAUGGUAAACUUUGAAGGGAACAACUGUGAAAGAUGUAGGACAGGAUAUAUUGGUUACAACACAACUUGUGAUGUCAUUUGUGUGAAUGGAUUUGCUACAGAAAAAGGUGGUAGAGUUUGUGAAUGUCAUGAUGAUGACAUUAAAGGACACUGGAUCAAUCCUCAAACUGGCUGUACUGAUUGUUUAAAAGGCUGGAGUAAACCUACAUGUACACAGUGUGCUUCAAAUUUUGAUGGCCCAUAUUGUGACAUAGAAUGUAUUGACGAGCAGGGAUAUUUUGUGGAUGACCACGAUGGUGAAGUUGUAAAUUCCUCAGUUGUCCCAGUGUUUAGAUGUGUAGAGAACAUUGGGUCUGACAAUUACAAAGCUUGGUUUGGCUACGAGAAUUUAAAUCCGAACAACAUUUACAUUAAACUGAAAGGUGAAAACUCAAAUUACUUAAACAAAAGAAGAGUGACUUCUGGCACAAACCUACCCACAAAAUUCAUAUCUGGAACUGUGAAAUAUGCAAUGGUUAUAGGACCUGCAAACUUAACAGUUAUAAAAGAAUACAGUUGGCGAAUAAUUACAAUGAAAUUUAAUUACACAAGUAUCCUGGCCAGUGUUGACCCAUCUAUUGUUUGUCAAGAAUCUCCUGAAUUGGAUGGUUUACCUAGAAUUGUUGGACAUUGCAAAUGUAAGCAUGGUUACUAUGGAGAAUCAUGUAGAAAUGAAUGCCCAGGUGGAGGCAGCAAUCCAUGUUUUGGUAAUGGAAUAUGUGACACGGCAUCUGGCGAAUGCAAAUGUGACAUAGGUGCUAAUCAGAACAACAGUUGCCAAUCUUGUCUCCCUGGAUGGUUUGGUAGUGAUUGCAAACUCCCGUUAACCGUAAGAGAUUCAUCAAAAGAAUGGUACACAGGAAUGAUAUAUGGCUUUGGUAGCUGCCAGACAUUUGACGGAACUAAAUAUGAUUGCAAUGCAUUUGGUCAAUACCUUGUGACAAGUGUAAAAAUUGGAAUAUCUCAAGAACUAAAAAUAUUUGCACUAAGGGUGGCAAGUUCUAACAGAUUGGUUACUGCAGUCACAAAAGCUGUUGCCAUCACUUUAUCAAGUAAAAUUUUAGUUAUACAAAUAGAUAAAGAAGGCUUGGGUAGUAAAACAUGGCUAAAUGGUGAAAUAUUUGCAAUUGGAAGUGGACUUGAAAUUGCCACUGAUGUUACAGUAAUUCAAAUGUCACCCACUCAAUUUGUCUUAACAAUAUCAACAAACUUUUAUGUAAAUAUUGACAUCCGUAAAUACUCGAUUGACAUAUUUGUGAAAAGCAAAGCUACUGUCUGUAUUUCUUCCACUGGUUUACUUGGAUCAUGUGAUAUGGAUCAAACAAAUGAUUUUAAACUAUCUGAUAGCAACAUUCUUCAAGAAGGCAGCUUAUUGUAUGAUCUUACAGUUUCCAACAUUGAAAAUUUGUUUCUGCCAUCUUGGCAGAGUGAUGAUGAAAUAUUUACACACAUAAUACAUGGGAUUGUUGAGAGUUCAGCUCAAACUUGUCUUGAAAUUAAAUCUAGCCCAAUGGAAAGUGAACCCUUACAUUUCUUUACUGAUGCUGAACUUACCGUUGACAUUAGUUUUCGUAUAGAUUCGGAUCACGGGACAUGUUCCACUUUAUGGUCGUACAAGAAUCCGUCUGGGCAUGUAUUUUCUGUAUUGGUUUGUGAGAUGUAUAUUUCAUUUCUAUAUUUUUCACAAAGUGAGCAAAUAACUGUUAUAAAUACGUUACCCGUACAGCUUUCAACAUGGUAUCAGUUGUCCAUGGUUUGGACUAGUUCAGAAAAAAUGUUAAAUUUCUACCUAAUAGAGGAUGGUUUAUCUUACAGUAAUGCAUUUAUACAUGGAAGCAUUGGGCUAAACACAUUUGCCCCAGGCGGUACAUUCAUGCUUGGUACAACUCAUUACCUCUCCCAUAGUUUUGAUGGAUUUAUAGACAACUUACUUAUCUGGAAGUCUUCAUUUACUUUGAAGGAAAUUUUAGCUCGAGCAUUUACUGUCAUUAUGGUUGAAAGGGAAGAUGACCUAUCUUACAUUUGGAGAUUUAAUGAAGGUCGAGGUUUCAAAACGUAUGAUUCUACACGUCAUCAGAAAAUAUUCAAAUGGCAGAUUGGCAAUUGGGCAGAUAUUCACUGGAAAAUCGGCGCAUACAAAAUGAAAUAUUCAUUUUUUCACAGUAAAAAAGACAUUAUUCUGUCACAGUCAUCAGAUUCUGAUAUUGAAAAUUGUAAAGCUACAAUAGCCAAUAUCCCUGGGACUGAACUUCUUGCAAAAUCUGUAACUUAUUUGUUCCUUACAGAAUGUCUCAUAAGCAAGUAUCUUGUUCAAGAAUUCGAAGGAAUAUAUUCUCUUGCUACUGCAAUAAGUGAACAAAUAAACUUUGAUCGGACAUCAGCAGAUUACCCUUUGAAAUCUAUUUGCAAUGUCUACCCAGGUUUGUCUAACUGGUAUGGCAUUAAUUGUAAUAGAUAUUGCGUUACUGGAGCUGGCCUUCUAACAUCAGAAAUAUGCAGCUGCAACCCUGGUUACUUCGGAGAAAGCUGUCAACAUCAAUGCCCAUCUGCUCGUGGAAAAGUUUGCGGUGGGGGUAUUUGUGACACAAACACUGGCCAAUGUACAUGUUCAUCAACAAGGUAUGACCCAAAGAGUGGUUGUGAGUUAUGUACUCGUGGAUGGAUUGGUAAAGAUUGCUCGUCAGUUGGGGCAAAUAUUCCAGACGAUUUACCUAAGUUCUCAGCAGUAUGCUUCGGGCAGGGGUAUUGUAACAUGUUUGAUGGCCAAGCGUUUAAUAUAAGGACACCUGGAGAAUAUCUUUUAUUUCAGAAAACGUCAGCUGUUCUCAAGGUUUUUGUGAGGAUGAAACCUUGUGCCGGAAGUAGGACAUGUAUACAGCAAGUUUGGUUUCAUUUAGCCUCAGAUGACUUCACAAUUAAAAUGCCAUUGACCGACAACAAACCAAUUAUUUUGCAUCACAACAACAGAAGAAUUUCAUUAGAUAGCCUUGGUACCUACCGAAUAAAUGCUGAUGCUUCAAUUUCAUGGAUUGAUAAAGUGACUUUACAGUUCGUUCUUGGACAGGUUACUGUUCAGGUGUCAUACGUUAGACUGUCUCCUUACCUUUCAGUGAACGUUAAAACAAAAUGCUCUUACAAUGAUCAAACAGGGCUACUGGGAAAUUGCAAUCGUAAUACCGAUGAUGACUUUCUGGAUAGUGCAGGUCGAGCUGUUGCUUAUAAAGACGUCAGUGAUGACAUCAUAGAUAACCAGUUUUCUUUAUAUUUUACAAGAACUAUAUCUGUCCGUAACCAUUUUAUAUAUGGAUAUCCAGACACUUCACUUACAGAACCAGAAAAUAUGGCUAAAGGGUAUAGUUUGUUUUUCAAUAGAAGUGGUGCUAUGACUGGCAAAGUACCCUCACAUUUGUUUUAUGACGAAAGCCAUUUGAAUGUGUCUUUAGAAAUAAAAAUCAAAUGUCUAGCUGAAACAGGUUUCAUUGUAGGAUACUAUGUGUCAGAUUCGACAAAACAGUUUGCUUUGUACGUGAAUAAUUCCAUGCUUGAAGUAUAUAUACAUCAACAAAUUUUUACAACAGACAUGCAAUUAACCAUUGGGAAAUGGUAUCAUAUCAUAACAUCAUUCCAGGUCACAGAUAAUUUCUUUAACGUUUUUGUGUACUCUGGUGGAUCUCUCGAAUAUUUUACUCGAUUUGAUGCAACUGACUUAUUUUUCCCUCCAUCUGGGAACCUUUUUGCAGGGGAGUGGAUCAUUGAUCCACCUUUACCAUUAUCUCCUUUUUAUGGACUAAUCGGAGAAUUAAGAAUGUGGAAUAUAUAUUUAGACAUUCAAAUGACAUACCAGUUGGCCAAUGAUGCAGACAUAAGUAAAAUCACAGGACUUAUUUUAAAUUACCAGUUCACAGAAGGUUUUGGUUUUACUUCAUAUGAUUUGGUGUUUCAUAUCGGAAUGACGAUUGCAGAAAUUGAAAAUAAAGUGGCUUGGAUUCUCUCCGACAAACCUGGUAAGGCAACAAUCAGCCAAACCGUUUUAAGCUCUCAAGAGGUCAAGCGAAUUAUUGAAUGUGAAAAAAUGUUUUCAAUAGCAUCACUGAGUAAUGCAUGUAAUGGAUUUGGUGAAGAUUUUUCAACAUUUUACAUAGAUGCUUGUAAAAAUGACAACAGUUACGUUCCAACACUUCAGGCCUAUGUUACCAUCUGUAUCGCCAUUUUACGUCCGGUUAUAAAUCCAGUUACAGAUUUAUGCAGAGAUCAUAGAUCCAGUCACUAUGACACAUUUUGUGGAGAGUUUUGCCAGCAUGGCACGCCCACGUAUCAUGGAUGCACAUGUGAUAUUGGAUUUUGGUCUUGGAAUUGUGCAAAUGAAUGUCCAGAUCGUAUAGGUGCCGAUAAAUUACCAUGUAAUAGCCAUGGAUCAUGUGACAAAGACUCAGGAAAUUGUAUUUGUUUUACAAACUUUAAUGAAACUAACAAUUGUGAACGUUGCUUAGAGAAUUUUACAGGUGAAUAUUGUGAAAAGGCUAAACUGGUACUGCCAGACCUACCUAUCAAUAAGAAUGUCACCAACCCUGUCAGAAAGAUUUGUCAAAUAUUUGGCUCUUUGAAAGUAAAAACAUUCAACAAUAAUGUCAUUUCAGUACAGAAUUCUGAUGAAUGGAUCUUGAUAGACCCUCUAACAAACGGUUACCCUGAAAUAAGAGUAAGAACAAUUCAGUGCAGAAAGAAAAUUUGUUUAAAGUCCAUUCAAAUCUCAUACUUGUCUGAAAUUAUUCUUAUUGGUGGCAUGAGUAAAAAGAAAUCUGAAAGAAUAAAAGUAAAUGAAAACUUUGGCACAUCUACGAUGCAAAAUUUCCUUUUUACAUCAAAGUCAGAAAACACUUUCAUUCUCAAAAGCAAGAAAAGUACAUUGAACAAUUAUUUUAAACUACGGGUGCAUUUUACAAGAAAAGGAUAUUUGUCUCUUCUAAUGAAACUUGACUGCAAUAACUGCACAAGAAGCACACUGUGUAAACCGGAUUCUGUAUUUUUGGAUACAUACAAGCCAAAUGAUUCAUCAAGUUUUAGUCAUAUCACUAUUCCCAAAUCAAACCAGAGUUUAUCAGAUAGUUUAGAUGAACCAAAUACUGAAGCACUAUUUAGUUUAACGUUAAAUCGGUCAGACGAAAGAGAUGAUUUUAAUGAGCCUUUCAUAUCAAAUGUUUCCGCUACAGGGGAUAAAUUCACGAUCAUAUCAUCAAAUAUUUUGACUAAUGUCUUCUCGCCAACUGAAAGAAAUUCUAUACAAUUCAGUUUAAGGCUGAAUGAAGGCAGUUCAGGUGGCAUAUUUCAGUAUGUUGGCGAGUCAACAUUCACGCUAUACAUAGAAAAUGGUAGAAUUAAAGUGCAUGCGGAUUCAGCUAUUAUUGAUACAUUUAUAAAUAUCCAGACAGGCAACUGGUGUGAUAUUAAAAUGUCAUAUGAUGAUAUUGGGCAGAUCAUAACAUUACUUGUAACAUGCAACGAAGAAACCGGAAAAGAGCCAAUUACAAAAACAAGUAUAUUUCCUAUACCUGCACGAUGUUUUACACCGAAUGGAAGACUAGUUAUUGGAAAACCUAUCGGAGCUUUUAAUACAUCUUUAGGAGUGGUCUGUGGUGGAUCAUUUACUGGUGAAAUAGAUGAUUUCUAUGUGUAUAAAGGAAAUGAAAAAGAACCUUUGAUCUACUUCAAUUUUGAUAAAGUUGUGGGUCAGAAAAUUACUGAUUCCUUAGGUACGAUAAAUUACCUAAAAAUUCAUGACCCAUACAACAAAGGUGCAUCUAAGUUCACAAUAUCGACUAAACCAUCAGUUUUAAUAUCAACGGAAGUGAAAUCUGAAUUUUCUGACAAGGCUAUGUAUGAACAAACAAGGAACAAGUGUACUCAGAUCUUUGACACUCCAAGCAUAAAACAUUCAUGUUCAAGUCUAGGUGUAACUACAAAAGAACUUUUUAUAGGGAUUUGUAUGGAUGAGGUUGCUGAUGAUGGUAAUGCUGUGUUUUCAUUCCAGUCUUACUUAGCUCUCUGUAAUGAACAACUUUACGAAACAAACGAAAACGAGGAAAACGAGUCGCAAGAUAAUGAUACAACGCGAUACCUGUGCCAUGAAGAUUUUGUCAGUGCCGGCUACGUUGGCAAGGACUGUAAUAUUAAAUGUGUCUAUCCUGAACCAACUGGAGACGGUCUUACUUGCACUUGUGCUAAAGGUUAUUGGGGAACAAGUUGUAAUUUUGAAUGCCAUGGAAGUGCAGAGAUGCCUUGCAGUAAUCACGGUAUUUGCGAUUCCCAAACCGGCCAGUGCACAUGUAGCUUCAAUAGGCAAGGGAAUGAUUGCUCUCAGUGCGCAAAGAACUGGUAUGGUAAAGAUUGCAAUGUUAUGAUUCAAAGCAAAAUUUUCUCGACAAAUAAAUUUACAGCUUCAAUAACAAGUAACAGUUAUCUCAAAACGUUUGAUGGAGCUUUCAUACAAAUAAACAAUGACGACAGACCAUUUACUAUUUUCCAAGAUCCUACAAUUCAAAUUGAAGCACUCAAAGGACCAACAGACUUGUACCUAAGCGCAUUAAUGGCCAUAGCAAUUAAUAUUGAAGGGAAAAUUAUAACUAUCUAUCCGCAGAAUUCAGGAACCAUCAAGGUGAACGGUCAGAUAAUUUACCUUGGUCAGAUGGAUUUACAGUUUGGAUAUAAAAUUGAGAAAAUCAGUGAGACAGAGAUUGUUGUAACAGGGCCAAACAACUUUGAAUUUAAAUGCACUAUCAUUAAAGGUGACGGUCUGCAAAUAGGAAUGUCUAUCAGUAAAACGGGUUGCAGUUCAUCAAAGGGUAUUUUCGGUAAAUGUUCACAGGGUGAUUCUACCAAAUGCUCAAAUUCAGAUUUUGUUUGUAUAAUUGACCACAUUGGUAUUGUUGAAGCAGCAAAAACCAACAAUAUUGACAAGGCAGCUUUAUAUAAGUAUUUCAAAUCUGUAAGUAAACCUUUUACGGAAACAAUAUUUGCAAAUAUUCGGCAAUCAAAAGUAACAUCAGGAACAGCAGUACGAAUUUCAGGCGGUGGAUACGUGUCUUUGCCAGUUAUUGAUACAGAUACCUUUGGUGUACACACUUAUGAAUUAGCAAUCGAAAUACGACUAAAAUUUGAAAUUGCUUUCACUUGCACAAUCAUGAGUAUUGCAAAUAAAAUGGCAACGUUUGGUAUCGUGAUUGUAAAUGAUAAAUAUUCAAUACAAUAUGGUUUAUGGAAUUACAAUACAAACAUACACGUUGUAACUGGACAAUGGACAAGUAUAGGUUUAUCACUAAAUGAAACAUCUGGUUUGCUUCUUUUCCAUGAAAUACAUGAGACAAGUUACGGACAAUACAAGCGAAUCAACAUUUCAGAUGCCAUUAAAGAAUAUGGGCCUCCAAUUGUAGAAGGGAGUACAACUUUGCUAGGGAAAUGGCAAAAUAUAACCACAAUUAUCAAGACACCUGGUCCUGGUGAUGCUAAAUUAUUGCCUGUAUUCAUUUGUGAUAGGAUUCUUAUUUAUAAUAAUCUAAAAUCAAUUAACGACUUUGUUGAUCUCUUUAUUUUAAAUAUUCAUAAAAUUUCACCCGUUAAUCUGCCAUUACACGAUUCUGACACAUCUUUAAGAUUGAUGAUUUAUCUUAUAAUAGGAGUAAAUUUCAAUGACGGUGCUGGCUUUGUUAUAAAAGAUUUUGUUCAUGGAAAAUUUGGAUAUAUUGGCCUGACUGGCAAUGUAGAAUGGGUAAAUAGUGAUCCACCUAUAACGCAUUACAGUGUACCUAUUCAAAAUGGUGUUGAUCUUAUACCGGAAUCUUUGUCAAAUGCUAACGCAACCAGUUUUUGUUCAUCUUUAAAGGAAAAUCUUGAAAAGAAAUGUCCCAGUAUGUCAAACCUUUUGAAUUUCUUUUCUGUAUCUUGUAUAAACGACAUUCUUCAAACGGGCGACAAUAAUAAUGCCAUUGAUACCGUAGUAGCUACCUUAGAUGAAUGUGUUCGUCAAGACCAAUACACGGAGCAACCAACCGACGAUUUGUGCAAAUCCUUUGGCAAUAGAAAAUUUCCAGUUUUUGGAGGAGAAGAUUGUAAGCAGAAAUGUUCGUAUGGAAAUUUCAAAGCAGGAGUAUGUGUAUGUGACAGUGGGUAUUAUGGUGAAGAGUGUCAGUUAGAAUGUCCAGGUGGUCAUCAUUCGCCAUGUGCUGGUCAUGGUAAUUGUGAUAUUGUGACAGGAAAAUGUAAUUGCGAUGUUGAAUGGAGCGGAAAUGACGUUUGUAGUAUUUGUAAUAAGGAUUGGAGUGGAAGUAACUGUGACCUAUUCAACGCAGACCCAAAUAUUGGUGACAUUGAUAUUGGAGAUGACGAAGAUCACAUUGAUGACUCUAUUGAUGUAAACAGUACAAUACCAUCUAUUAUAGAUGAUGGUAAAGGAAUGACGUGCAAGGUUAAAGGUAAAAAAGGGAAGGUUACAAUGUUCAACUCCAAGGGGAAGAAGUUGAGCAAAACAUUCGACAAAGCUCUGUUGCUUGAGGUGAAGAAUCUACGUAUUUUGAUCCGACAAAAUAUAAUAAAAAAGAAAGCAAAACGAAAGUUGGUGGUCGACAAAGUAUUUUUAACAUACAAAAGUGAAUUUAUAAACUUUGAAACCAUUCAGAAAGGAUCUACAAAAAGUGGCAAACGUAAAUUUAAAGCCUUUGUAAAUGGAAUUCGAUGGAAAAAGAAAACGAAAAUUGACAAAACCAUUGGUGGCAUGUGGAUAAUCAAUAAAAAUCCAAAAGUAGUUACAGUGAACAUUUCUGAAAUAGGGUUUACAAUGGACGUUAAAAGAGGGAGUGUCUUCUUUCAAUUAGACAUAAAACUAUUGUCAAGCAAGUGGAAUACAACGGGUCUCUGUAAUUACGUUCCAACAUCAGUGAAUUACUUGAUAAAAAAAGACUACAAGGUGUACACAUCAUCUGAACCAGUUCGAUCGGAAACGGGAACUUAUUGUACAGCGGAUACAGACUUCAGUAUAGAUUAUUACAUUGACAGUACAGACAUCUCAGAUAAGGUCACUGGAUCAGCAAUUUGUUGUAAUUCAGCAAGUGCCAGUGUUACCUCAUUCAAAUUAUUUGACAACUUAACGGAAGAAACAACUAUCUCGUUUUAUUUGAAAACUUGUUCUGGCUGUUAUGGUGUUAUUUUUUCAUACGACAACAAGAAGCCUUUCAGUCUAGACUACAACGGUACUCUAAGUAUUUAUUAUGGUAGAAACCAAUGGAUGUCAGAAAUUAGACUGUCAGAUAACAUUUGGUACCAGAUUGUAUUAUCUUAUUCCAAACAAUUAAGGAGGAUUGAUUUGUAUGUUUUCAAUAUUUACAAUAAAACAAGCCCCGAAGUUUUUACAAUUAAUGAUUUUAAAGCAGCAAAUCCAUUUGUGAAUGGUGGAGAUCUCUCACUCGGAAAGUUCCAGGUCAGCCAAGAAAUAAAGAAAUGGAAAAAGCUUGAUUCCUUUGUUGGGUGUUACGACUCAUUAGGAUUUGCUUCCAGAUACCUUGAUGCCGCUACUGUAUCUGAACUGUUCACAAAACCAAUGGAUUGGGUCAAACAAUAUAUAACAGACAUAGGUGCAAAAUUCUACUACUACGAUUUUGAUGAUGAUGCUUUUUAUUCUGAAGGAUAUAUGGAACUGGAUGAAGAUUUAGCUGGUGAUUCCGGUAACCAGGAUGAAAGGAAUCGAAUGAAGAUAAACAAUUUACCUCUUAGAUCAUGUUACCAAAGGGUCUCGGACAGCCCUCAGUAUGAUAUGCAAAUCAAUGUGAAUGAAAAUCGUAAGAAACGAAGUGUUUUUUCACCAUGGCCACCUACUGUUUCACACAGUGAUUUGAUAACGAAAAGGGCGGAUGUUAUAAGAAAUCUACAUCAGCAGAUGAAAAGAGAUAUUGUCAUUGUCAAUUACGACUCUCUCUGUAACAAUAUAUUCAAUGGUGCUACAUCAACACUAGCAAUGAGUUGCAGUUCUACAGAUCUUCUCCCUAAACGAAAUGUGGCAUAUAUUGACUGUGUAGAUGCUGAUGGUGAUGGUUACGAUAUUGCUAGUGCUAUAUCUUGGUUUGCUGAUGACUGUAAAGAUGCUCUCGGUAUGGAUUUCUGGCCAGCAGAAAAUACAUGUUCUGAAUUCGAAAAGGAUUUCAACUUAUUCCCUUUCAUGAAUGAAGUUUGUUUACCAAGAUGCACAUUUGGUGGUCGAAAGACAUCAACUUCAGAGUGCAUUUGCGACAUUGGUUACUGGGGUUCAAGCUGUGAGGCAAUAUGUCCUGGUGGGGCUUCGAUACCAUGUAGUGGUUAUGGCACAUGUAAUCAGACUACCGGAAAAUGUAACUGUCCAUUGAACAGAAAAAUGGCCGAUGAUUGUAGUAUGUGCUCUAAUGAAUGGCAUGGACAGAAUUGCACUGUUGCAGCAAACAUUAAAAGAUCUUUUCAAAACAAGUACAUUGCUAUUGUUGGCCAACUUGGUUCAAUCUACACGUUUGAUGGCUUAAGCUAUGCAGUAAAAUUACAAAGAGAACUUCUGCUGCUAUCUUUAUCAAACAACAUAAUUAUUCAAGGAAAGUUUGUGACUUGCUACCAAAAUUAUUCUUGUAUAACAUUUAUAGGUGCACGAAUUGGGGAUAGUCUAAAUGGGUUUACGAACAUAACUGUUCAAUCCAGUAAAGAGUACAAUUCAAAACCACUCAUUUAUAUAAAUGGAAUAUCAAAUUCGUUAGAUAAAACUGUAUUUUUCAGUGGGUUUAAUGUAUACAGGUCAAGCUUCUUUGCUGCAAGAAUUGAUGUUAAGGAUAUAGUCAACUUCACGAUUAGAACUGACGGUCAAUUUCUUCAUCUUGAUAUAGAUUUGGAAAAACCCUUAAUAAAUCAGACGUCAGGGUUAUUGAGUGGUGCUGCAAUGGAUGCUCCAAUAGAAAAACUGAAACACUUGAGUGCAAUAUCAUUACCAGAACUAUCCAUUUGUAACAGUCCAGCUUCAGUUCAAACUGCAUUAGCUUUAGAAAGCUCUAUAACGAUGGUUUUGGAUCCAUAUACACAAACAUACGUAAAUGAUUCCAUAUUCAGCAUUUCCAGAUUUUCUGUCUCGAACUGUGACAAUGUAAUUCAUUACCCUAGUAGUGAGUAUAGAUACCAGACUCAAGGUGGAUAUGGUUUAAGCUUUACGAAAACAAGCUUACAUCAUAAAUUUAGUAUAAACACCAGUUCUGUAUCAGCGCUAACAUUUGAAGUCUUAGUUAAACAGAAUAUGGCCAAUGACAGUGGUGUUUUGUUUUCAUUUACUGGAGACAUAUCUUUGGUUAUACUAAGCGGCAAGUCAUCACUUGAAGUACACACAUACACAAAAGAUAAAACCGUUUUUGAUACUAAUCUCUCUCUUGAUCAAAGUCACUGGAACAAAGUUAUUUUAACUUAUGAUAGCAGCAACGGCAUCACGUCAUUGUUUGUGAUUGACACAAAUUCAGCAGUUUCAACUUCUGGUCAAUUUCAACUUCCAUUAGGAAUUUUCAACAAUACAGGUGUACUUACUGUUGGGAACUGGUAUCCCCCGUCUGAUGGCACUAUGUAUCAGCUUCCAAAAGGAUUUAAUGGCAACAUUGAAAAUUUUAUGAUAUGGAAUAUUAUGGUACUGCCAAAUGAAAUAAGUCAGCUUUGGAAAAUGGAUCCGGCAGUUCCGGCUGAAAGUCUUAUAUUUUCCCUUCAAUUUAAUGAAGGCGACGGAACUCUGACCAAAGAUAAUAUAGCUAAUACAGACAUUGUAUUUCCAGACUUUCCAUGGAAAGCUCCUGAUUGGUUUGUUUCUGAUCUUAACUAUACAGGUAGCUACUUCCCUGAUUUUGCUUUCACUUACUUUACCAAUAAAUCAUUUGAAACUGAAGCGGAAAAACUUUGUUUGGCAUAUAUUUAUAAUACUGAUUGUCCAGGUAUAAGUAACAGCACAAAAGAAUUCUUUUACAUUAUAUGCCGGCAAGCAAUGGCUGCAGCAAAUCUGAAGGAAUCGGGAAUUAGUGUAAUUUUAGACUAUCUACGUAUAUGUAUUGUGGAACAUGGAGUGACUAGCACAUUUGUCAACUCUAUUUGUGAAGAUACAAGUUACGGAGACUAUAUACCAGCUUGCAUUAAUGAUAAUUGUGUUUAUGGAUUCCAACAAGCUAACGACUCAUGUGCCUGUUUUAAAGGCUACUAUGGAACAUCUUGUAAUAUGGUCUGUCCGGGAGGUUCAGAUACUCCGUGCAGUAACCACGGGACAUGUCUAUUGAAUGGAACUUGCCAAUGUUUAUGGAACUGGAAUGGGAAUAACGAAUGUUCUUCUUGCACAUCAGAUGGUACUGGUUCAAUGAUAGGCCCAGAAUGCACUAUUUUACAAACUGCGUCACUUUCUUCUCAGUCUUCAAUAAUAGCAGCUGUAUCUAGCAAUGGCUAUUAUAUGACAUUUAAUGGCCAGCAAAUAUCAUUCAUUGGAGAAACUGGAGCAUUUAUGUUGUUUGAAUCUUCUAUCUUAGGUGUGGAGGUCCAUGUGUACCAAGUAUCUUGUAAUUACGGUUCGUGUAUUGCGGCAAUAUCUGUAUCUUCAUCUACAAACAAGGCAGUAAUAACAACACCAAGACAAGAUCAUGUCCCAUUGUUUUACCUUGACGGAAAGCCAAAAAAGUUAGAGCAAAUCAUUAAUGUAUUUGGUGCUAUGACAGUUAUACAUGGUUCACUUAAUGAAAUAAGCAUUAAAAUUACAAGCAUCGGAAGUAUAACAGUAACGGUAAUAGUUCAAAAUGAGUUUCUUCAAGCAUCUGUCAUAACUGAUUCUACUGUUUGUCAAACAGGAACUGGUAUUUUUGGAACAUGCGGCAGUAAUGGUAAAAACUAUAUUUCUUUGACACAAGCGGAGAUUACACAAUAUGUUACAACAAACUUCAGACUCUUUACUAGUAUAAUCUUUGAAGCACUCAAUAUUCCGAGCGUGAAUAGUAGUUAUGGAUCAAGUUACGCUCUAAAAUUCAACAAUACUGCAGUUUUAUCUAGGCCAAUAGUGUACCAAAGUGAGUAUGUAUCAACAAGUCAUGACAUUAGUAUAUCAGUGUAUUUCAAACCAUUGGAAUAUGGAGGAUGCGUUAUUUCAUAUGCUAAAAAUGUUUCAUUUGCUAUUUUGAACUCAAAUCCGAUGGAACUACAAUAUGGAACAUCUUCCGUGCACCUUUCAAUUUCUGCUGAGCUAAACAUUUGGAAUCAACUCGUGUUAACCUUUAGACGUAGCUCUAAGAAGAUUGACGUGUACCACUUUGGAAAAGAUGUAACAAUAACGCAUGAAAUAGUCGAUUUUGACAGUCCAGAAACCUUUGAGAUAGGAGGUGUUGUAAUGUUAGGUGCAUAUUUGCCAUCUAUCCAAGGAGAUGAAUAUACAUACAACUCGGACGUGUUUAUUGGAUACAUUGAUGAAUUCACAGUAUGGAAGGAUUCUAUUCCUGACUUUCUAAUCUAUCAAGCGCAUCUCCUGAAUACUAAAGCUUCCAACUUUGUCUCAAAAUUAUCGAUUUUGCUUUCAUUUUCUGAAGGAGUCGGCACUGUAGCAUUUGAUGAAGUAAACGGAAAUAACUUAAAGCUACCGAGUUAUCCAUGGCAAGCACCAACAUGGACAUUUUCAGAUCUUAAACUCGAAGUUUUACAUACAGUUAUAAAGGAAGGGGAUGAUCUUCAAGUUGAGUCAUCUGUCAACAAUGCAUGUUUAUCAUUCUUUGAGUCAUCAAUAAUACAACAAGAAUGUAGCGGUGUUUCAGACUUUACAAAAAUGUGGUACAAAGAGACGUGCAAGAUAACGGCUUCUAAAACAGGACACUUAUCUGACACUGCUAUUUCAAUGGUAGAUUUUGUCUCGGUAUGUAAAGUGACUGGUGGUAAUGCAACACAUCUUUAUGAAGGAAUCUGUACACUACAAAUAAACUUUCCAAAAUGGUUAAGUCAGAAAUGCUCUGGUUGUGUCUUUGGAUAUGAAAGCAAUGGCAAAUGUAUAUGUUUUUACGGAUACUAUGGAGUGAAGUGUGACAGUGUGUGCCCCGGCGGCGCUAAAACCCCAUGCAGCGGAAAUGGUGAUUGUGAUAUAAACGGUAAAUGCCAAUGCAAUGGUCACUUUACCGGCUCUAUUUGCAAUAUGUGUGACACUGAUUGGUUUGGUGAAGACUGUAUAAUUUUCAAACAAUCAUCGUAUGACCCCCUUAGAAAAGGAGCGAAUAUACUUGUUGCUCAGGUCAGUCUGAUUGGCCAGCUAACAACAUUUGACGGUGUUAUUCUGGACAUUCCUGUAGCUGGAUAUUACAAUCUUAUUUCCAUCAAUUCAUUAGAUAUUUCAAUUUAUGGAAGAGUUUCUGUCUGCAGUUCAGACUCGGCACUACAACUCUGUCUUUUUGGAAUCAUAAUAGUCCACAACGGUGAAAGCUAUUACAUAAGUUACAAGGCUCACGAAAGUACAAAAAUCGAAAUUAUGGCAUCAGAGUCAACUUUUACAUUAUAUGACACAUUGGUUUUAGGCCAUAUCACUCUUAAACUAGAAUCCAAGACAACUGUUAAAAUUACUAUAGGUAAUUCCAAUACAAUGAUGAGAAUAUCGGUUAUCAAUGAAAGGCUGCUGGCAACAAUAUCCAUUCCAAGAAGAGAGUGGGAUGAGAUGCAGUCAGUAAUAAAUGGAAUUCUUACAUCUUGUAACACUUCUUUAGCAAUUUUAGGACACAAAUGUAAUAUAAGUCGAAACUCGGUUUGUUCCAAUCCAUCACAAACCUUACCAGACGAUUGUGUUAUGCCAUUGAUAUACCAUACUUCUGAGACGUUUUUCAAGAUGUUCGCAUAUUAUGAUUUCACUUUUAUUGCAAAAAUUGAAAGAAUGGUUUUACAAACUUUGAAAUCCAACUGUUUGAUGUAUUCUGGAACAGGUGUAUCGGCCACUGGAAUAACAUUACCAAAGUCUGACUUCACUAUUGAACUGCAUGUUAAACCAACAGUUGUUGGUGGAAUUAUUCUGUCUUAUACAAUUCAAACAGAAUACCUCAUUCUUGUUCAUCAUACAGAAGGGAUUCUUGUUCUUCUCCGUGGAUUGUAUCAUCCGACCGGCAUUGUUCUAGAACUUAAUGACUGGAACCAAAUAAGUCUGGCAUGGAGGGAUGUGUCAAAUAUAUUGGAAGUCUACCAUACAAAUAAUGCAGGAGUAACAUCUGUUAAAGUGCUGUCGGUGUCCAGUAUACAGUUUACAAAUGCCGGGACGUUAACGUUAGGUCAGGUAACUCCUGGUCUGGAUAUAGACAUUGCGAUGGGAGAAUUCAAGGGUGAUAUAGAUGAAGUUCGUAUCUGGUCCAGGCCACACAACCCCACUAUUAUUGUUAGCAACUUCAGAAUGAAAGUCACGUCCGACACAAGUGAUAUUUUAUACAACUGGAAUUUCAAUGAAGGAAUUGGUUUAACGGCAUAUGAAAGCUUGCAGAUUGAUAACAUGGUUGUUAUUGAUACUGUGAAUCCUCCACUUUGGGUAAAGUCCGACCUUGAAUUGUCCGAAAACUUUGACCUUAACAAACAAAAAUUGACAACAAAACUUGCAAUAAAUGAAGAUGAAUUAGCAUUAGCAGAAGAAAAGUGCCAUACUCUAAUGAGUAAUUUUUCCAACUCAAUAAUUGGAUCUACUAUUGAAAUGUUAACAGAGACUUUAGAUGACAUUUGCGUUGAUGAAAUUAUAAGCACUGGCGAUUCAAAACAAGCUGACAACAUUUUGGCUGGAGCGGCAGACUUAGUCAUGGGGGCUGAUAAUUCUUCUUCCAAUCCAAUUAAUAGUAUAUGUAACGUAGUAGAAUCACUCUCUGAGUACAUAGGAGCAAGUGGUAAAACAUGCAAAAAAUGUAUAUUCGGAAGUGUUAAAGAACAGUCAUGCGUUUGCUUAGAUUCUCAUUGGGACCCUGCAUGUACAUCUGUCUGCCCGUUCAGCCAACAAGGAGCUUGCAGCUCAUAUGGGGUAUGUUCCUCCAAUGCUGGUUUCUGUUAUUGCCAUCCUCGACAUUAUUCUAGUUCAGUCACACUGACAGAUGUCUGGAAGAGUUAUGUUUCAUCCCUGAAAUUGAAUAUUUCAGUGGAAUAUACCUGUAACCAAUGCUCGCAGAGCUGGAUAGGAACUGAUUGCCACUUCUCAAACUCGUUGAAAGUUAGUUAUGUUGGCAUUGUGUAUGGAUCAUAUAUAACUACUUUUGAUGGUCUGUCCUUCACACAUAUAGCACCAGGAGUGUAUUUCCUUCUUAAAACAGUUUCCGUCAACAUUCAGUGUUUGUUUUUACCUUGUUAUAGCUCAUACAGAUGUCGCUUUAUGAAAGAAUUAGCUGUCAAUGUGGGAAGCGAAAUACUUGUAAUUCAACACAAUCCUAAAGAAAAUUUAACUGUCACUUUGAACGACCAAAGAUUGUACUUCCCUUCAACAAAAGUUUCGGGGGAAAUUGAAACAGUUUGGACAGAAGACCCAUUCAUAAAAAUAAAGUUUAGAAGUUCGUAUAUUAUUGUGUAUGAUUCAGAAAUUGGUUUAAUUAUAUCGUCUAAAAUUCAUCAAGAUUUGUCUAAGUCAAACAAAGGGCUACUAGGAUCAGCUGAUGGCUCUUGGGAAAAUGACGUUCAGUGUAAAGAUUUAGGAGAUGACAUGACAGGAAAUCGUGCUGGAGAAUGCAUUUUGAAAGAGUUUAUGCCAAGUACUGAGGACAUCAUUAUUACAAAAUCUCAUUUGAACUUCAAAACAUCUUUUUCUGGUGGAUACGCAUUGUCACUGUCAGAUGAACAAUUUUUCCGUGUAAAAGACUUUAUUGUUGAACAAAAUGUGUUAGCAUUUACAGUCAGUUAUUGGAUGAUAUGUACAACUGAUUUCUCAUCUCAAACAAUGAAUUUUACACUAUUUACUGUUGAUGUCGGUUCGACAAAAGUUAUAUUCAGUGUUAUGUCUGGUUAUUUGACGGUUAACUGGACUAAAAACUUCACCACUUCCCUGAAAAUUGAACAAGAUGGCUGGUAUUACUUUGCAUUUACAUGGCGAUCUUCCGAUGGCUCUGCUGUUAUUUAUCUUAUCAGAAAUGGGCUUGUUGAAAAGGAAAUCCUCACACUGAACUCUGGUUAUACCGUGAGCUGGAAGGAAUUUAAAAUGUUCUCAUCUAUUACUACUCGUGUGACGUUAGAUUAUAUUCGUGUUUGGGCUAAGUCAAAAACAGAAAAUGAAAUAAUAACUGAAAUGAAUAUCUACGAAGAGUCAAUAACAUCUGAUAAGACGUUAAUGCUGUUAGUACUGUUCGAUGAGGGAACAGGGGAGUCGUCGUUGGUAACAACAUACCAAACAAACCAUGGAACAAGCUCUGGAUCAGUUAUUGGAACUGUUGAUGGUAUUAUUUCAGGAGCCAUUAAUAAUGAAACAUGGGUUCCGUCUACAAUUCCUGUACCAGCAGUGCACCUACCUAAAACACUGACAACUUACAGUCAUCAUGACAGAAACUACACAACUGCAGCAACUGAUUGUCUUGAUGUACUUAACAACGAAACUUUUGUCGAAAAUUGCAAGGCCAUAGCAAGUGGUGUUGUGGACCAUUUUCUUGAGGCUUGUAUUCGUGAACAUCAACGGGUUGGUGCAAAAGAAGCUGCGAGAAUACUGCAUUAUUCGCUUAUAUACUACUGCGUGACUGUUGUAGGUGUUGACGAUUGUUUGUAUGAUGGGUUUUUCUAUUUCUGUGAUAGAAAAGAAAAAGAUGAUGGUUUUCCUGUAUGGGCUAUUAUACUUAUAAUAUGUGUUGGGGUUUUGAUAAUAUCCAUUAUUGUCGCCUGUUGUUGCUUCUGCAUUUGUAUGAAGAAAAAGAAAAGGAGGAAAAAUAAGGAUAAAGAUCCAAAGUUGAUUGGAAGUCGAAAGUUUAGAAAUGAGCUUUUUAUGCAUUAUGAUAAUGAAGGAUUGCAUGAAACACACGAAACCUCCUUUGGAUGGGAAACCAGUACUCGAAUAGGCCCUCACUUUGCUCAUGAUAACAGGGAUUUGCCUGAUUCCAGUCACCAUAUUCAUAUCAGUAGACGGCCUUCAAUAGACACUGACGAUUUAUUUGAAUCUCCAAUGUUGUUCAUAGGUCAACCACCUUCGGAGACAAUGGAUAAUGAGCAUAAAAACGGGCGCAAUGAAACUUCUACAGAUGAAAAUUUUCAAUUUUCAACCACCCUUAAUAGAUUUCUUGGAAGAAAAUCGGUCGAACCACAUCAAGGGCAUAUUGAACAUAUAGAUGUCGAUCCUAAUAGUAAGACGACAGACGAUGACGAAAAAACUAAUAGAGAUAAGCAUCAAAAGGGUGAUAAACCUGUUGUACCACAUACUGUAAAAGAAAUGUUUCAUAAAACCCUUCAGUCCGACCGACCAUUCUCUCCACAUCCUCCUCCUAAUAGCGACAAUGAACACCCAAAUGGGUCGCGGUUUAAAGAACAUCAUGAUAACCAACACGAAAUUGACGAGCAUUUGAAAUCGCCCCUUAGAACAUUUGGACAACGAGAAAUUACUUCUCCUGCGCAUGCUCCAAACGCACCUACCAGCUUAAGAGGUCGACAUUCACCAGACUUAUUUUCCCGAGAACGUCAGGGUGGAAGCGGAAGUCCACAAAUCACACCAAGACUACGCCGAGGUGAGCAUGGAGUUUCAAGGGAACAUAAUGAAUCACCUAAUAUCCAUUUCUCUCGAAACGUCCAUCCCAAUCCCCUCGACUUUACACAGAUUCAUGAGGACCUGUUCGGAUCAAGAGAUAAACCUCUCCCAUUACUAGAUAGCGACUUCAGCGGGGCAAGCUCAUUAUCUAGUUCAAGGGCGUCAACACCACGGUUAGAUGAUGUAAAGAAGAAGAAAAAGAAACAAAAAAGUCUUCUAACUACAACGGAUUCAAGUUUAACGUCCCCUUGGGAGAAGUACAAGGCAACUCUUCCAUCUCCGCUAAAGAAAAUGAGGGACACUAAAAAGAAAAAGUCUUCAAAAGUUAAACCAAAAAAGGCAGUAGAAGAUCUGCCUCCUAAUGAUAAGGAAGAGCAGACAAGAUUAUAAUGAUAAAGGCCACCUUGUGUACACAAAAUUUGACAUUUGCUGUCGUGACAUUAUGACAUUACGUUUUAAAGAUUUCUUUGUUGAUCAAAUAUAUUAGGACAGUAUUGUAAAAAAAGUGCUUAGAAUAAGUGUUAGUGUCUUAUUAUUG
Molecule: messenger RNA, 33196 nt
Organism: Ruditapes philippinarum (Manila clam)
Lineage: Eukaryota; Metazoa; Mollusca; Bivalvia; Venerida; Veneridae
Exons: 46
Coding region: 1-33048 (11015 amino acids)
Biological process (GO): cell communication; motor neuron axon guidance
Cellular component (GO): membrane
Source: RefSeq, a predicted model, not a curated record